AUGGCCUGGCUGGCGCGCAGCCUCCGCGGCUCGCAGCCCGUCGCCCGUUUCCAGCGCCGCUGCGGGCUUUUCCUCGUCGCCUCGGAGGUCGCAGAGGGCGGAGCGCGCCAGGCCAACGGCAGCAGCCACCUGCCGGCCGCUCGGGACCUCCGCAAUGGGGGCGGCCGCGCAGCCCCGGCCGAGCGUCGCGCCACCUGCAACGGCGGCCCCAGCAAGAGUGGUGAAGACCAUCCACAGGAAUAUGUUGUAAAGAAUUACUUCUACUAUUACCUGUUCAGGAUUUCAGCAGCAAUGGGCCAAGAAGUUUUCUACAUUACGUUCCUCCCAUUCAUUUACUGGACCGUUAACCCAUACGUUGCUAGAAGGCUUAUAAUUGUGUGGUCUGUGGUUAUGUACCUUGGUCAAGUCUCAAAGGACCUACUAAAGUGGCCUCGCCCUUAUUCACCGCCUGUUGUGAAGCUUGAAAAAAGAACAAGUGCAGAAUACGGAAUGCCAUCCACACAUGCAAUGGCAGCAACUGCCAUCUCAUUUACUUUCGUUGCAGCAACUGUGAACCAGUAUAAGUAUCCCUUUGAGCUAGGACUGAUGGGAGCCUUUUUAUUUUCAACACUGGUAGGCCUCAGCAGAAUUUACACUGGAAUGCACACUGUGCUGGAUGUGAUUGUUGGCAGUCUGAUCUCAGGGCUACUGAUUGCAGUCACGUAUCCAUCCUGGGAUUUCCUUGACCAUUUGAUGCUCACCAGUGCUUGGUGCCCUAUAUUCUGCAUUGUUGUGCCUCUGCUCUUGUGCUACAACUACCCCAGACUUGAUUAUUACAGUCCUACAAGAGCAGACACUACCACAAUUUUGGGAGCUGGAGCAGGGGCAACGAUAGGAUUUUGGAUGAAUCAUCACUACAUAACAAACGUUUCAGCUGAAAUUGUCAGUCCUACUUCAGCUAUGGCUGAAAUGCUCUUGAUGAUGCUUGCAAGGUUUUUGGUGGGCAUUUGUUUACUGGUUGUCACUCGGCAGAUUAUUAAAAGCAUGGCACUUAGAGCAGUGUGUUCUUGGUACAAAGUUUCUGUUGGUGAUCUUGUAGCCAGACAGCGAGCAGAAAUUGAGGUGCCCUAUAAGUUCACAACCUACUCUUUCAUUGGUCUUAGUGCUACAGUUCUGGUGCCAUUACUGCAUGAGAUCUUAGGCUUAAACUGAGUAGCAUAUUGCCUGGCCUUUUUUUUUUUACCCAGUCCACAUUGGGUGGGGGGUAGGGUCUAAGUUGUGCAGCAGAAAAAUCUCCACCCAGGUAUGUUGUGCUUUUCUGCACUGAUCCAAAACAUAGUUAGUACUGGAAAUGCAAAAGGACCUUUUUUGUAGAAAUAAAAUGCGUGCUGCAGUUUGGCAUGAGCAGACUUAGAAUACAAGUAGCUGCUGCUGGACUUGGCUGUCUUUGAGCAAACCUUUAGCUGAACUAUGGCCUGGUACUCUGCCAUGCGAGACCUAACAGUCCCCUCUGUCCUACACUGCUUGUAACAGAAGCAAGAUGUCACCAAAUGAAUGCAUUGGAAAGGAUCCUUACAGAGAGGGAUGCUCCGUUUUUUGUUUUUUUAAGUGUUCUGUAAGCAUGUAGGUUCAGAGAGGGAGUAAAAUGAGGAGAGGCCAAAGGUGUCAAGAAAAGGAGAUGCCGCUCUUAAUGUCAGACAGAUUCUCGGCCAUUAGUUUCAUUGUAGGCAAUGCCAGUAAAAAAGAAUAAGAGCUUUACUGAAAAGUACAAACUUAAGGUCUGUACGGCACUGGCUAGAUAGCCUGAGCCUAACCAAGGCCCAUCUAGCACAAUGAUUUAAGCACCCAAGUUCAUAUCCUAGGAAAGAGACACCCACUUACCAGGGUGUGAUGAUCAGUGUUGCGAUGUUCAUAACGCUCCCUGCUGAGGUGGUGCCACAUUGGCUCACCUUGACAUCUUUCAGUGGCAGGUUUUUAUAUUGCUUGUCAGAGAGCAGUGCUUUAAAACACACACACAUUCUGGAACUUUUAAAAAUCUGAUUAUUGACCCAAAUUUCUCGCUACGUUGUAGAUCAGCUCUUCUUCAGUUUUACUUUUCUAUCUAUAAUUUGAGAUUUUCCAGCUGCAGCGUAUUUUUUAGGCUCCAAACUGCUUUGAGGACAGACUGCAGCUGACAGUGAAGAGUCCCUGCUGAAGUAUGCUUUGGCUUAUGGCAUUGGGCUCUGUUACGGUUUCCAGCCUUAACAUUUUUGCAGCAGUUCUUGCUGUUCUAGAAUUGCCCCAAAUUGGUAAAGACAACCAAGCUGCUGUAAUUGCCUAGGCCCUGGAGCACUGAAGCAUUAGGACUAAGAAACUGCAAGCAAGUACAGAUAUAAUGCUGUAUCUGUUUUUAAAUGGUCCUAACCCUUUCUUUCCUUAAUCACUUUCCUUAAUCACUACCAUUGUGCCCAACGGUAGUGUUCUGUUGAAAUUUAAAGCUUCAAGCAAGGAUUCUACACCUGUGAUUUUGCUGCAAUGGCUGUAUUUUUUUUAAAAAAAGUUUCCCAUGUAUUUGAGUUCUGGGAUGAGGCAAACCUCUUCACUGAGUUCUUCCUCAAGCUAACAGAGAUGCCAAAGAAGAUGCAACCCCCCCCCCCCAAAUCUAUGACCAGAAAUCAUUGUGUGGUUUCAGCUUUGCAUAAAUAACCCACUGUAGGAAGGCAAAUAUAUUACAGUAUCAACUAGAUUUAACCUUAAAUGCUUUAGACUCACAGGACAGGGAAAUUAACUGGUAUCUAAGUGUGAAAGUAAUUUUAAAAAAUUAAUUACUUAGAAAGGGAACAGCUUCAGUAUUAUACUAUGUGGUUUUAAAUCCCCCUUCUUUUCCUGUAUUUGCACUUGUGCCAGGCUGAAGUGUUUGCAUUUCUCUGAGCACCUUUACAUAUUGAGUGAUACUUGUGUUCUAUGAUAUACAGGCUUAUGAAGGCUAAAGACCUGAAGCUGAUGGAAUUGUUGUAUCAAAAUGUAAAUUUCUAAGGCAGAAUUAGAUGCUUCAAAAGAGACAGGGAGCUCCUGACUGUAUUCUUGAAAUAAUGUUACUAUAGAUCACUUUUAGGGGAAACUGACCCCCUUCCGGGCAGUUGUGUUCUUUCAGUUUUGUACCAAAACGAGAAGUGAGCCUGUUUGGGAAAAACUGCUUUGGGGUGAUAGUGUGGUAGGUUUGCAGGCACGAGAGGUUAAGCCAUCCCUCUUUCCUGCCCAUCUGUCUCUCCAUGCAACUGAGGCAGGAUACUGUAGGGAUUAGGGUCAGACUACAAAUGGAAAGCGCUAGGUUCCAAUCCCACAUUUGGCUAUAAAGCUCACUUGGUGACCUUGCUCUGAACUUGCAAGUUUGUUGGGAGGAUAAAAUAAAGAAUCAUGUUAUGCUGCCCUGAGCUCUUUGGAGGAAGGGUAGAUUAUAAAAGUUAUAGAUAAGUGCCUUUCUCUCAGCAAAACACAGGCUUGAGCCUGUGUUUGCAGAAAUGCCAUCUAAUUCUGCCUCAGAGGAAAACAUACUGUAAAUAUAAGAUUCUUUAUUUUGUGUCUGGCUUUCUAAUCCUUUGAAAUGUAUAUGUAUAUCUUGUGUGCUUUUGGUUACAAAGCUGCUUUCUUUAUAUUGCAACUAUUUUAUUUUGUAUUAAUACACGUGCUCAGAUUCAACCUGCAACUUCUAUUUUUAUAUCAUUAAUUUACAGUAAGUUGUACAGUAUAAAUUGCC
Molecule: messenger RNA, 3715 nt
Organism: Eublepharis macularius
Lineage: Eukaryota; Metazoa; Chordata; Lepidosauria; Squamata; Eublepharidae
Gene: SGPP2
Product: sphingosine-1-phosphate phosphatase 2
Exons: 6
Coding region: 1-1191 (396 amino acids)
Biological process (GO): phospholipid dephosphorylation; sphingosine metabolic process
Cellular component (GO): endoplasmic reticulum membrane
Molecular function (GO): sphingosine-1-phosphate phosphatase activity
Source: RefSeq, a predicted model, not a curated record